AAUCCCUAAGGGAAGCAGUUUCUCUGGCCGACAGGGCUGCAGGAGCAUCGCCUUCAGGUUCUCACCGUUCUGAGAAGUGACAUUGUGAAGACGGUACAGGGAAAAUAAUUCACUUCGGCUCCUGGCUAAGAUGUCGCUCUCCAAAAGGGAAUUGGAUGAGCUGAAACCAUGGAUCGAGAAGACGGUGAAGCGAGUCCUGGGCUUCUCGGAGCCCACCGUGGUGACGGCAGCGCUCAACUGCGUCGGGAAGGGGAUGGACAAAAAGAAAGCGGCCGACCACCUCAAACCUUUUCUUGACGAUUCCACCCUGCGGUUUGUGGACAAACUCUUCGAGGCGGUGGAGGAAGGCCGAAGCUCCAGGCACUCCAAAUCCAACAGUGACCGGAACCGGAAGCGAGAGCUGAAGGACGUGUUUGGUGAUGACUCUGAGGUAUCCAAGGAAUCUUCUGGCGUCAAGAAGCGGCGCAUACCACGAUUUGAGGAGGUUGAGGAUGAACCCGAGGUCAUUCCGGGCCCGCCCUCAGAGAGCCCUGGGAUGCUCACCAAGCUCCAGGUCAGAAAAUUCAUUGUUUGAUUUUUUUUUUUUUUUUUUUUUUUUUUUUUGAUGAUGGAAGCAGCCACCCGGCAGAUUGAAGAGAGGAAAAAGCAGCUGAGUUUCAUCAGUCCUCCAACACCACAGCCCAAAAUUUCUUCCUCAUCCCAAUCGGAGCGUCUCCCCAUCGGCAACACGAUCCAGCCCUCCCAGGCAGCGACGUUCAUGAACGAUGCCAUUGAGAAGGCCAGGAAAGCUGCAGAGCUGCAGGCCCGAAUCCAGGCUCAACUGGCCUUAAAACCGGGGCUCAUCGGAAACGCCAACAUGGUGGGGCUGGCCAACCUGCACGCCAUGGGCAUCGCGCCGCCGAAAGUGGAGCUGAAGGAUCAGACAAAGCCUACGCCACUGAUCUUGGAUGAGCAAGGCCGAACUGUUGAUGCGACUGGUAAAGAGAUUGAGUUGACUCACCGCAUGCCAACCCUAAAAGCAAACAUCAGAGCUGUGAAGAGGGAGCAGUUCAAACAGCAGCUUAAAGAAAAGCCCUCGGAAGAUAUGGAGUCGAACACUUACUUUGACCCCCGGGUCUCCAUAACCCCAGCCCAGCGUCAGAAACGCACCUUUAAGUUCCAUGAAAAAGGCAAAUUUGAGAAAAUUGCCCAGAGGUUGCGAACGAAGGCUCAACUAGAAAAACUGCAGGCAGAGAUCUCGCAGGCCGCCAGGAAGACAGGGAUACACACUUCCACCAAAUUGGCUCUGAUUACCCCAAAGAAGGAGCUGAAGGAGGGGGAGAUCCCAGAGAUAGAGUGGUGGGACUCCUACAUCAUCCCCAACGGCCUUGACUUAAAAGGUGGAACGUCUUCAAAGAGAGACGAGUACUUUGGGAUCACAAACCUCGUGGAGCACCCGGCGCAGCUCAACCCACCAGUGGACAGCGACACACCAGUGACCCUGGGUGUUUAUUUAACUAAGAAAGAGCAGAAGAAAUUACGGCGACAGACUCGGAGAGAAGCCCAGAAGGAACUGCAGGAGAAAGUCAGGCUGGGCCUGAUGCCACCGCCAGAGCCCAAAGUAAGAAUUUCAAACUUGAUGCGAGUACUGGGGACAGAAGCUGUGCAGGACCCCACAAAAGUCGAAGCUCACGUUAGAGCGCAGAUGGCGAAGAGACAGAAAGCUCACGAAGAAGCAAACGCUGCGAGAAAGCUCACGGCAGAACAGCGAAAAGCCAAGAAGGUUAAAAAGCUGAAAGAAGACGUUUCGCAGGGAGUUCACAUAGCUGUGUACAGGUCAGUGCUGGGGUCGAGCAAUCCAGCAAAAAAAUUCAAAAUCGAGGCGAACGCUGGCCAGCUGUACUUAACAGGCGUGGUGGUUUUACACAAAGAUGUCAACGUGGUUGUCGUAGAAGGAGGACCCAAAGCACAGAAGAAAUUCAAACGUCUUAUGCUUCAUCGAAUAAAAUGGGACGAGCAAACAUCAAACACAAAGGGAGAGGGUAAGUGUAAAACUGCCUGGGGGGGGGGAAAAGCUUAUCCUGGGACAUGGGAGUCGAGGCUUGCCGACAUGGCAGCUGCCAGAGCGGUGUUGGAGUAG
Messenger RNA from Athene cunicularia (burrowing owl), 2119 nucleotides. It is a transcript of the gene PRPF3, whose product is annotated as pre-mRNA processing factor 3. Gene Ontology annotation, biological process: mRNA splicing, via spliceosome. The record is from RefSeq and is a predicted model, not a curated record. Lineage: Eukaryota; Metazoa; Chordata; Aves; Strigiformes; Strigidae. The transcript has 15 exons. Gene Ontology annotation, cellular component: U4/U6 x U5 tri-snRNP complex.